GCAUCAACUGUGAAUCCGAAGAAGGCGAAAGAAAUCUGCCCGUUUGUGAUUCCUCUUGUGCAAUAUCAGUCGCUUCCCCUGAUUUCACUAUACACAAGAACAUAGGAGAUGUCGACACUAGAGUUCAGAAUCAGAGAUUGGACUUCCUCCGACAAUGUUCACGGAUAAAGGCCUUGAGUUUUUAGCAAGUGCAGUGGGUGAACCAAAACGGCUUCACCCAAAAACAGAGUCAUGUGUGAAGUUUGAUGAGGCACAGAUCUUAGUGGUAGCGGAUUUGACCAAGGAUUUACCUUCAGAAUACGUUUUCACAGGUGAGGAGGAAGGAGAGGUAGAUUCGAUUAUUAAGUAUUCUUACCCAUGGUUACCACCACGGUGCACCGGAUGUAAGAAAUGGGGACAUCUUAGGAGCACUUGUCUUUCAACAAAGACUACAGAGUCUCAAGUUAUUGAGAAUUCUGAGCCUACUCCAGUAGAUGCCUUGGAGAAAACGGGAGCCUCUCUUAAUCUAUCGGGGACAGAACAUGUUGAUAUGGCAAAGGCUGCAACGGAGAAAAAGGUGGAAGAGGAGAAAGAAGCAGAAGAAGGUACGGGGUGGAUAACCCCAAAAAAUGGUCGUAGCAGCCCGGGUAAAAGACGUGAGGAUUUAAAAUUUGGAGAAGUUUCAAUUCUGUCAAACUCGUACUCUGUUCUUGGUGUUGAGGACGAAACAGUAGUCGAGCAAGCUCCAGAGGAAACAGGGCCUUUGCUACCUGUUUUGGUAUCAACAAACAAACAAAGUGAGUCAGCCCCGGCACAAGAAACUGUCACAAAGGGCCGUGCAGCAAAGGCUAUAUUGCCUCUGCGACCAUCCUUACCUCGUGACUCAAAAACAGCCCAUAAAACGGUUUCUCAUCUUCCUGCUUCUUCGGCUAGGGACCCCUCUAGAGAUCAGAGCAAGAAGAUACCUCCAAAACAUAUUUAAUGUCGGGUUUCUUCUGGAAUGUCCGGGGUUUAAAUAAAUAUUCAAAGCAUUC
This is a messenger RNA of Arabidopsis arenosa, 1013 nucleotides long. The record is from the annotation of a GenBank genome assembly. NCBI's taxonomy places the organism in Eukaryota, Viridiplantae, Streptophyta, Magnoliopsida, Brassicales, Brassicaceae.